AUGCCGGGGGGCGGAGGGCCAGGAGGAGGUGUCGAUAUGGGUGGUGGUCCCGGAGGGGGUAACAGACGGAGGAUGCAGCAACAGCCGACGUAUGCGCAAUACCAGCAAUAUCAACAGUAUCAGCAGCAGCCCAUGUAUCCAAACUACAUGAACCCCUACGCUCAGCCGACGCCGUAUUACCAUCAGCUGCCGCAUCAGUACCAGAACGGAGGCAUGCCCUCUGGCUACAUGCACUAUCAGCAACAGCAGCCCUACGUGCGGUCACCACAGGCCAUGCCUCAACCUCAAUAUGUCCCCAUGGCCGGCGUGAGCGUUCCUCAGCCGUAUUCGCAACCGUCGCCUGCUCUCUCAACGCCGUAUCACCCACCUCCCGUCCCUGCUGUCAACCCUGUUCAGACGCCGCCGCCUCCUCCGCCUCCGCACGUUGAACCUACGCCCGAGCCUUCAGUCGUCACACCUUCUGUAGUGUCCUCGGUCGUGUCUUCAUCAGUCGUCACGCCCUUCGCUGAGCCAUUCCACCCGGCCGCGGCGCCUCCAACCCCUGCCUCUGCCCCUGCUCCCGAGAGCCCAGAGCUUCCCAAAGAUGUAAGGGAAUUUCGCGCACCACUCCCUUGGACACCUCCCGACCAAGCACCGUUCCCUAGAAGGGCUCCCAAGUCAAGGCGAAGCAGAAGAUUGAUGAGCGCGAAUGCUCAGAAUCUGACACUGCCUGUGGAGCAGCACGAGGGCGCUCUCGAGUCGGCCACCAAAAGCGGCACGGAGGACAGCCUCCAAGUGAAGGCCGAUGCGAAGAAGUUGGCGCCCUGGAACUCCAAGGACACCGACUCCGAAAGCGCCACUCUGAGAGCAGACUCCCUGGCGUCUGAAACUCCUAAGGAGAGUGACAGGUCAGCGACUAGCGUCUCAAACAUGGGCAGCCCGAAGGUGAAUGUACCGGGGUCUGAGGCCAGACCCACGACAAGCAACUCGAACGCCUCGGCGUCCCGCCCUGCCGUUCCUGUUGUCCCAGUCAUCCCAGCUCUUCCGAAGAGCAGCCCCAAGGAGGCUAAGGCAACAAGCGUCAGCCAGCUCGCAGAAGAGCCCAAGCAAGUUGCAUCUCAGGAGGCGAAGCCUGCUGAAGCAACAGAGGGCACGGAAGUUGCUGGCGCGGAGCAAGAGAAGCUCGAGGCUCCUCCGGCAGCUCCCGCCAAGGCGGCCCCGAAGUCAUGGAGUGGACUGUUCUCCGCAGCCGCCGCCGCUGCUGCUCCCAAGGCGCAGCCCGCUGCUAAUGGCCCUGUUGCUCCGGCCGCAGCCAACGGUGCCACCACAAAUGGCGAUGGUGCUGUCAACGGCAGCGCACCCACCUUUUCUGCAGGAAACACAAACUCUCUGGCAUCUGCCAUCCAAGACUUCCGGGUUAGCAAUGCUGCCAGGGUUCAGUUCAUCGAGCCGAGAGGCCUGAUCAACACCGGCAAUAUGUGCUACAUGAAUUCAGUUUUGCAAGUCCUUCUUUUCUGUGCGCCAUUCUACAACUUCUUGGAUCAGGUCAGCAAGAAGGCUGUGCACAAGUUCAAGAGCGACACGCCCGUCAUAGAUGCCAUGAUUAUGUUUAUGAGGGAAUUCCGGGUCAUCGACUCGACUGAAACGGUCGAGAAAUUGCGCCGGAAGCUCAAGAGCGAGCAGCUGGAGCAAUAUGGUGAUUCGUUCAUUCCCGAGUUCGUGUACAAGGCCAUCCAGCCUCUCCCGGCGUUUGCUAGCAUGAGACGUGGACACCAGCAAGAUGCUCAGGAGUUCCUGGGUUUGAUUCUCAAUGCCAUCGACGAAGAAUGCGCCCAAGUAAUGUCAACGAGUGGCUCUUCCAAUGGGGCCGCUGAAACCCGGCCUACAUCCUCCGCCGCCAGCGUUGUUGAGUCGAACGACGGCGCGGACGGGUGGUUUGAAGUUGGAUCGAGACAGAGGGCAGUUGAGACGCGCUCGUCCGGAGCCAGCUCGACGACGCCCAUCACUCGUUUGUUUAGUGGACAGUAUCGAUCAGAGCUUCGCCGUCCUGGUGUGAAGGACUCGGUGACUACGGAGCCUUUCCAGUCCCUGCAGUUGGACAUUGGCGCCCCGUACAUUCACAACGUUGUCGACGCGAUAAAGGGUCUAACGGUGCCCGAGAGGCUACAGGGCGAUGCUGCCCCCAUGACGAAGCAGACUCUGAUUGAGACUUUGCCCCCGAUUCUCAUCCUUCACCUGAAGCGCUUCAAGUUCGACACUGAAGGAACGACCAAGAUCGGCAAGAAGGUCGGUUACCCUCUCGACUUGCAGCUCCCCGCGGAAGUUCUCUCGAAGCGACGACGCAACGCUCUUGUCUCCGAGGGUGCCGGCAUGCCCAAGUACAGGCUCAUCGGUGUCGUCUACCACCACGGCAAGCAAGCCAACGGCGGUCACUACACAGUGGAUGUGCGACGGCAAGACGAAAAUGAGUGGAUCCGCCUGGAUGAUACGAUCAUCCGACGUGUCCGCAGUGAGGACGUGGCCGAGGCUGGUGCGGAGGAGGAUGCCAAGGACACGGGCCGAUCAGGUCCCGCGUCGCGCGACGCGUCGACCAACCGGUUCGGCGCCAUGGCAGACGACGACGAGGGCGAUGAUUGGAAGGAGGUCACCACCUCUGCCAAGGGCGGUGAUAAGGGCGGCGAGAAGAAGUGGAGCGCCGUGGCCAACGGUAAUGGCACCGCGUCCAAGGGAAAGCCGGCCAAGGACAACAUCAAAGACAACAAGGUUGCCUACCUGCUAUUCUACCAGCGAGUCUGA
Molecule: messenger RNA, 2775 nt
Organism: Colletotrichum abscissum
Lineage: Eukaryota; Fungi; Ascomycota; Sordariomycetes; Glomerellales; Glomerellaceae
Product: ubiquitin carboxyl-terminal hydrolase
Exons: 4
Coding region: 1-2775 (924 amino acids)
Biological process (GO): protein deubiquitination
Cellular component (GO): nucleus; cytosol
Molecular function (GO): cysteine-type deubiquitinase activity
Source: RefSeq, a predicted model, not a curated record